This is a messenger RNA of Oncorhynchus gorbuscha (pink salmon), 1049 nucleotides long. It is a transcript of the gene mixl1, whose product is annotated as Mix paired-like homeobox. NCBI's taxonomy places the organism in Eukaryota, Metazoa, Chordata, Actinopteri, Salmoniformes, Salmonidae. Gene Ontology annotation, molecular function: DNA-binding transcription activator activity, RNA polymerase II-specific; RNA polymerase II cis-regulatory region sequence-specific DNA binding. The transcript has 3 exons. Gene Ontology annotation, biological process: endoderm development; endoderm formation; regulation of transcription by RNA polymerase II. The record is from RefSeq and is a predicted model, not a curated record. Bases 47 to 976 code for a protein of 309 amino acids.
GAUCAGGCGGUUGUGGUCAGUCAGAUUCUGGGAAUAGAGUAGUAAUAUGUCAGCCGUCCACGGAAAACUGAGGGUAGGAGACCUAACUCAAUUCCCGAUGUACCCCGAAGGACACAUGGAGAGGAAUAGCAUGCCGCAUUCAGAUUAUGGUGCUGCGGAUAGGGCAAACUACUUCAACUCCACAAACACCACUUUACAGAGAGCGGACAGCAUGACCCAUCGAAGGAAGAGAACCAACUUCACCCAGCAGCAGAUUGGGGUGCUGGAGAAAGUAUACUCCGACACCAAAUACCCUGACAUAUUCCUUCGCGAGAGACUUGAGGCUCUCACCGGCCUACCAGAGUCCAGAAUUCAGGUGUGGUUCCAGAACCGACGAGCAAAAUCCCGUCGCCUGGAAGGGUCGUCCAUGUCUAUGAAGCUCAAUGCCAGCGCCCCCGUGACCCCGUUCGCGCAACUCCAUCACCGAAUGCCCAACUUCAGACCACCACUCCACAGCCGGACGGAAGAAACGCAAGCCAAGACUACACUAUCAACUAUCCCGUAUGUUGACGAUGCAUCCAUAAAUGGGAAUACAAGAAAAAUUGAGCAAAUCGAACGAGAUGAGUUGAGCGUUGCGGUUCCGUACAACAACGUUCAUCCGUAUCACAAGGGAAAUGGACUUUACAUCAAGUCUCAGAGCAACAUAAGCGGUAGUGAAGGUACAAAACAUGUCCUGGUUGAAUAUGACAACUUUCCCCCAAACAAGACCAUAGGUCCCGAGAUGAAAGUUAUUAUCCCUCCUAUUCCUUCACAGAACAAUUUAGGCAGGUCCUCUCCAAAGCAUAUCGCAUGCCAGGUACAGCAUCCUCAGGUUAAGACCAGACCGGAUAACUUUGGCCACUUCUCUCCCAUUCGUGCCAGCAAGGCUCAAGAGUUUUCUGAUUCGGAUUCAGAGUGGGAAAACGGUGCCAUGUCUGGCUUUGGUGACUUCAUGUGAAUUUUCUGUCAAUGUGAAAUUGACUGGUGGGUUCAUCACUUCAAAAUUAACAGAUGUAAGUUUGUUAUAAAGA